This is a messenger RNA of Penicillium lagena, 2052 nucleotides long. Its product is annotated as LMBR1 domain-containing protein. The transcript is spliced from 2 exons. Gene Ontology annotation, cellular component: membrane. Bases 1 to 2052 code for a protein of 683 amino acids. The record is from RefSeq and is a predicted model, not a curated record. Lineage: Eukaryota; Fungi; Ascomycota; Eurotiomycetes; Eurotiales; Aspergillaceae.
AUGUUCUCCGUCUCGGUCUCGCCCAUCUCGGUGGGCUCCAACAUCUUCUUCACCUUCGCCCUCUUCUCCAUCUCCGCCCUGGUACUGCUGCUGCUGCGACGCUUCUUAACGCUGCGCGCUACUCCCGCCUAUCUUAUCCUUCCCAUAUUUCUCGCGCUCGCCCUCCCCGCCAGCGUCGUGCUCCUUGUCCCCAUCGAUCUUGCAUCAAGUUCGCGCGAUGGUUCUGGCCCCAAGGCGAUCUGGCUGCCAGAUCGCAUGGUUCUGGUAUGCUGGCGGAUCGCCUAUUGGCUAAUCUUCGUCCUGACCUGGGUGAUCCUUCCGCUCCUCGGCGAGUACGUCGACUCGGGCUAUCGCGAACCCAGGGCCCGUAUCAUCUACUCCCUUCGACAAAAUGCCCGAUACCAAUUGAUCGUCCUCUGCUGUGCGACGGUGGGGCUGAUUUACGUCUCGAUCCAGGUUGGGUUCGAUUUUCUCUCCAUCAAAGGUCUGGUCAUGGCACUGGCAUACGUCUGGGGUCUCGUGCUCGCCAUCUACCUCAUGGGCCACGGCUUGGUGUCUAUCCCGCGCAAUCUCUUCCGCAACGCCAAUGUGAGCGGUCGUUUGCGGAGGAUCCAGGCCCAUGCGCCCAAGGUGCACGAUCGCCUGAUGGACGCGGUCAAUGAGUUGGAAAGCCUGGAAUCGCAAGUCAACCAGUUACAGCAGCGCAAAACGGGCACUGCGCGCGACUUCCAAGAGUGGAUCGAAGAACUCGGGGAAGGCGCUGGUGCAUCGGACGUGCGGGCCCCGAUUCUCGAGUCCCCGGACACGGCCAGCACGGUUCCCUCGGUCAUUACCGAGCGCUAUCUGGCCGAUUUGACUCGCCGUCUACAGCGUGCUCGACACAUGAAGGCUCGGUUUGUGGAUGAAUGGGAUCGCCUCGUCCAGACUGCGGCCGACUUGCAGGCCAUCAUCAACUCGGCUGCCUCCAAGAAACUCGAUUUCGGUCCCUCGAGCCGUCGGUCGUCCUUCCCCCGAGUCAAGCUUCUAACACCCUACAUGCGGUACCAAGUCUACUCGAACGUCAUUCCUACGGUCAGGUUGGUAUUUGGGGCGGUCUUCGCUGGUGCAUCUGUCUGCAUUAUCUGGUCUGAACUGAUCAAGUCUGUGGCACCUCAAAUAUCCAUCAUCAGCUUGACUAUUGUGCCGAACUGGAAGGAUCCGAAACCCGUUGGCUUUGGCGGGCAGGUGACUGCGUCUGCCUGGCUGUUGUACAUGUGCUCCGCGGCCUUGGUGGGUGUCAACGAUGCCAAGGUUUGGGGCAACCGGGCCCUUGUCCGCCGCAAUACCUACGGCGAAAGUGCAUGCUGGUAUGCGAGUCUGGUGGCUCGGCUUACCGUCCCGAUCGCCUACAACUUUUUAACUUUCUUGCCGAAAGACUUCCGCGCGAAAACGACCUUUUACGAGUUCCUCGGCAGACUGAUCAACCUGACGCGCCUCGGCAAAGGAUUCGACUUUAUUUUCCCCAUGUUAAUUCUCUUGCCUGUGUGCGGGACAUUCUUCAACUGGUAUGGCCGCAUCAAGAACAUCUUCGGGUUCGCUCUCGCCGAAGACGAAGAGCUCCACGAUGUAGAGAACAACCCGUCCGGGUAUGGUCUGGGCGGCUGGCGCGAGGGGCGGGAUCUGAUCGACCGCGAGCUGAAUGGAUUCGGCUCUCUAGCCGUCUCCUCCCGCGGCACCCGCUCGACCUGGGCGUCCGACUUGAGCCCUGGAGGCUCUCGCGGCUCGUCCUCGUCGCGGCUGCGCGUCCCCCAGUCUGAGUCGUCCGAACCGGCCCGACGAACGGUCGCUGCUCCCACGGUUAUUGACGGUGAAGAAGAGGACGAGAACUUCUUCCAGUCCUUCGCCCACCGCGUUCGUAAUACCUUUGAGACUACCAACACGCCCCAGUGGCUGCAAAGAGAUCAACUCCGACUCCCGCGCUGGAUGUCCGGCGACAAUACCACUACCGAAGAAGGCGGUGUCAACAGACUGUUUGGUGGCCGGGCUGUGCCUGGACGCCUGCGAUUAGGUUAG